Messenger RNA from Etheostoma spectabile (orangethroat darter), 3995 nucleotides. RefSeq names its product DEAH (Asp-Glu-Ala-His) box helicase 30 (gene dhx30). Gene Ontology annotation, cellular component: nucleus; intracellular anatomical structure; cytoplasm. The record is from RefSeq and is a predicted model, not a curated record. NCBI's taxonomy places the organism in Eukaryota, Metazoa, Chordata, Actinopteri, Perciformes, Percidae. Gene Ontology annotation, molecular function: DNA helicase activity; ATP binding; G-quadruplex RNA binding. The transcript is spliced from 19 exons.
AGGAUAGAUUUAUAAUAAUAAUUUACAUUUCUGCCAGAGGGUGUCGCUGGAGUCUAGUUCAGCGCGGUGCCCAGAAGAAGAAAUUGUAGUUUAAAGAUGGCGCUGCCCGGUGUUUUACUCGUGCGGCUCAGAGCGUUGUGUAAUGUUGGCAAAUGUGUUUAUACGGGAGGCAAAACAGCGUCCAACUGGAGCAGCGAAGUGCGGUGGUAUAGGGCAAAAGCACGAAGCUUUCAGGAACAAGGGACAUCAUAUGAACAGACUCAACGAGAUAACGUGAGCCCAAACCUCCUGAAGGAGUUUCCAGAUCCUAAAGGUCUGUUAAAUAACACCCUGUGCCGUUCACUGGGAGUCAACGACCUUUCCCAGCUCAUCCAGUACACCUGCACGGAACAUGCGGGUGUCAAGAAAGCCACUGUCACACUGCUGUGGCCUUGCAAGAUUGAAGAGGAGGGGUUUGCCUCCAAGAAGAUCGAUGCAGAACGGUUUGCUGCUGCAGCUGCUUGUUUCAAGCUCAGAGAAAUGGGUGUCAUUGGUCCAAAUAAUCAGCUCCCUGGGAAGAGAACUGGCAGGGUGACAGGAGGGUUACAAUCCCACCUUCAUGAUAACGAAGAAGACCCAUUGACAGAGAAUGUCCUUGUGUCUAGAGCGAAACCAGAUGAACAAAACCAAUUGCUGCCUUCCAAAGAAGACCAGUCCAACAUCUCUGAAGCUCUUUCCCUCUUUCCACAACCUAAAUCUCUCCUCACUAGGGUCAUCCAGGUGGCCACGUCGUCCAACCGAAUCAGGGAGCUAACGCAGUUCAGAACAACAGGAGGAAAGCUAAAGAAGUGUGACCUGACUCUGCACUGGCCGAAAGAGAUGACGUUCUCUGCCACAGCGAGCAAUCGAGUGACCGCCGAGAAGAGAGCUGCAGCUCUUGCCUGCAUGAAACUUAAGGAGCUGGAGCUGCUGGAUAAAGACAACAACCCGCUCAGCCAUGCUAAAUACCACCAAGAGAAGGUGAGGGAGGCUGGAGAGCGAGAGAGACGCCCUCUCCCCCUGGAAGUUCCGGAAUACCUGAAGGAACACAUGAGAGACUAUUUAUAACAGUACCCGGUGGCAACAGAAGUACAGAAGCUUUGGGAGGAGGAAGAAGCGAGAGGACAGCAGACAGUGAACCAGGAGGAUGAAGAGGAGAACUUGACAGAUGCCAUCACAGGCAGGCCGUACAGACCUUUGUCUGAACAUGACGCCCAGCAGCUCAGCACCCACCUGCAGGAGAAAUGGGAGAUGGCGAAUCCUGGGCUGAGUGUGGAGCUCCCAGUCGAUGCCCAUCGUCAGCGCGUGAUCUCGGCAGUGCAGUCUUCCAGGGUGGUUGUGAUCGCUGGUGAAACGGGAUGUGGGAAAACGACACGGAUCCCCCGCUUCCUGCUGGAGGAGUCCGUGAGAGGUGGUGAGGGGGCUGAGUGCAACAUCGUGGUCACCCAGCCUCGUCGGAUCAGCGCUGUGUCCGUGGCCCAUCGUGUUGCUCUUGAAAUGGGUCCAGCUCUAAAAAACUGUGUGGGAUAUCAGGUGAGACUUGAGAGCCGACCACCAGAGCAGAGCGGAGGAGCCUUACUCUUCCUCACAGUGGGUGUUCUGCUGAGGAAGCUGCAGUCGAACCCGUCCCUGAAGGGAAUCAGCCAUGUGGUGGUGGAUGAGGUUCACGAGAGGGACAUCAACACAGACCUGCUGCUGGCUCUGCUGCGCUCCAGCUUAAAGGAGAACCCUGACCUACGAGUGGUGCUUAUGAGCGCUACUGGGGACAAGCAGAGGCUGUCCCACUACUUUGGGGGCUGCCCAAUUGUUAAAGUGCCUGGAUUCAUGCACCCUGUGAAGGACAGAUACCUGGAGGAUGUGCUGAGAGAGAUGGGACGACCACUGCCAGCCCAAAAGAGAGUGGAGACAGACAAGCAGGGAGGAAGAGACGAUGUUGCACCAGAUAUAGAUUUAAUAGCUGAUGUAAUCGAGCACAUUGACCAAUGCAGAGAGCCAGGUGCAGUGUUGUGUUUCCUCCCUGGAUGGCAGGACAUCAGGGCUGUUCAAGAGAAACUGGAAGGGAGGCGCCACUUUUCCUCAGGCUCACAGAUGAUCGUACCAUUGCACUCUAGUUUAUCAGUAGCAGACCAGCAGGCUGUGUUCCAGCGCCCCCAAGUGGGCCAGAGGAAGAUUGUCCUCACAACCAACAUUGCUGAGACCUCCAUCACCAUAGAUGACAUCGUCCAUGUGGUGGAUGCAGGAACUCACAAAGAACAAAAUUAUGACCCACGGACUAAGGUCUCCUGUUUGGACACAGUUUGGAUAUCUCAUUCCAAUGUCACUCAGAGAAAAGGGAGAGCAGGGCGGUGUCAGCCAGGACAUUCCUACCACCUGUUCCCACGGAAGCAGCUGGAAUCCAUGACUCCCUUCCCCAUCCCUGAGAUCCUGCGCACCCCGUUGGAAAGUUUAGUAGUGCAAGCCAAAAUCCACAGUCCUAACUGCAAGGCUGUAGAUUUCUUAUCACAAGUGUUGGACAGUCCAGAGCAAAAAUCUGUAAGAGAUGCUGUCCAAAAUCUACAAGACAUUGGAGUUCUGGACAAGACAGAAACCCUGACACCUUUAGGAGAGCGUGUUGCCUGCAUGUCGUGUGACCCUCGUCUGGGCAAAGUGCUGGUCCUCAGUGCCAUGUUCAGAUGUGUUCUGCCCAUGCUGUCUGUAGCUGCCUGUCUGACCAGAGACCCUUUUUACAACAGCCUGCAGAACAGAGCUCUUGUUCACAAGGCUAAAAAUGCUCUGAGCAGCUCCAGCUGCAGUGACUAUUUGGCGUUCGUCAGAGCUGUGUCGGGCUGGAGGAGAGUUCAGCAGGAGGGGGACAGAGAAGACAGGGAUGAAUAUCUGUACAAACACACAUUGUCAAAGUUCAGCCUUCGAUUCAUCAAUGGUCUCAUUUCUCAGUUCAGCGAGAACCUGCAUGAAGCAGAGCUGGUGUCUCGUGCCAAUGAGUGCCAGCAUCACACUUCUCUCUACAACGAGCACAGCAACCAAGAUGAGCUGCUUAAAGCUGUGCUCCUGGCUGGACUCUAUCCCAACCUCAUUCAGGUGAAGAAAGGUGUUGUGACCAAAGGAGGGCGCUUUCGCCCCAACAAAACGUGUUUCCGCACAGUCAGUGGGCCCGUACUGCUUCACCGCGCCUCAGUGAACAGGGGAAAAGAAGAUCUCCCUAGUCGCUGGUUGACCUUCUUUAGCGCAAUCCAGUCCAACGGGAACGUUUUCAUCCGAGACUCUUCUACAGUUCAUCCACUCGCACUGUUGCUGCUCACAGACUGUGAUCUCACAGAGACAGUGAAAGGAGACCGAGUGGAAGUAUCAUUUUCUGGACGCUCUCUGGUGCGCUGUGAGUUGUCAGUUGGGACCUGGGAGCUGCUGUGGGAGCUGCGCACUUCCAUUCAGACCAUGCUGUACCGCAACCUCAACAAUCCCAGAAACGCAAUCACCAACUCCUCUCAAGACGGGAAGCUCAUCUCCUUACUAGUAGAGCUGCUCAACAAUACAGACUUAAACCCUUUUGCGGAGAAUCACAACAGUGACAGUGAGGUAGAUUGAUGAAAUCGAGCACUUUCUACACAUGUAUGUUGGAUCUGCUGGCUGGUACAAAGGAACCAAAGAGAAUGAUGGUAUGUCAUUUGUAUAAUUUUUUGUUUUGUUUUUCAAGUUUGAGAACUUAUGUUGGUAGGUGUUGAUCUAAUCAGGACUCUUGAAGAGCAGAAGUCCUCAGUGGACUGUUGUAUGCUAGUUAUUGAGGUAAAUCAAGAAGUCCUUUGUGGUAAUCCAUUGGUUUGACUUUUGGACUGUGGUUUAUUAUAAAGGCUUUCUGAAAAGCAGAAGUUGAAUUUAACUCAAAAGAAUGAUUAGCCCAAGGUAACUAAAACAGACUGCAUGCAAUAAAUGAUGUCAUAUUUAUUGCAAUAAAUAUUCACAUGCCAACAUGAAGAAAAUGG